This is a messenger RNA of Apis cerana (Asiatic honeybee), 356 nucleotides long. RefSeq names its product DNA-directed RNA polymerases I, II, and III subunit Rpb12 (gene Rpb12). Gene Ontology annotation, molecular function: DNA binding; zinc ion binding. Gene Ontology annotation, cellular component: RNA polymerase I complex; RNA polymerase III complex; RNA polymerase II, core complex. Lineage: Eukaryota; Metazoa; Arthropoda; Insecta; Hymenoptera; Apidae. Gene Ontology annotation, biological process: DNA-templated transcription. The record is from RefSeq and is a predicted model, not a curated record.
UACCAAUCAGAAACAAAGAUAGAAUCACGUGGUUUAGUGAAUAGUAUGUCGUAUAAAAGUAUGUUAUAUUUGUAGUCAAAAAUAUUAAAAUUUCUUUUACGAACAAAUCACAAAUCAGAAAGCUUAUAAAAAUGGAAUCUAGCAAGUCAGAAUCAACACCAAAACAAGCUAUGGUAUAUAUUUGUGGAGAAUGCCAUCAUGAUAAUGAAAUACGACCAAGAGAUCCUAUUCGAUGCAGAGAAUGUGGAUACAGAAUCAUGUACAAAAAACGAACUAAAAGACUUGUUGUAUUUGAUGCACGAUAAAUGUAAGGAUUAAAUAGUUUUUAAUAAAAUAAUACACACAAUUAUAAUAAA